AUGAAGUUCUGUAUUUCCUUAUUUCUAAUAUUGUGUGUCUUAUUUUGUAAAAAUGAUAUAAAAUGUACAACAGUGGUCGAGAGUACCCAGGAAGGUUCUCAAAAACUUCAAAAUCCACCCCCUACUACACCUGAAUCAGGAUCUCAAGUGGAUAGUUCUUCUGCAUCACCAAAUUCAAGCAUAGAGAAACAAACACAACCCAGUCAAGAAAGUGCCACUGGUGGUAAUGUUGUAAACCAAGAAACUCCUGCUAAUCCUUCUGGUCAAACUUCUGAUAAUCCUUCUGAUCCAACUCCUGCUAAUCCUUCUGAUAAAACUUCUAAUGAUUCUUCUAAUUCACCCCAAGCUACCAGCGCUCCUUCAAACCCUCCUAAAUCAGUUGAUGUAAAAUCUGCUUUCUUAAAACACUACAAAGGAGUAAAGGUUACUGGUUCAUGUAAUGCAAAUUUUCAAUUAUUCCUUGUUCCACAUAUAUUCAUAAACGUUGAAACAAAAGAAAAUAACAUUCAGUUGGAUGCAAAAUUUAUGAAAUUAACUGAAAGAAUACAUUUUGAAAAAGAUACGAGUAAGUUAAAGAAUAAGUGUGAAUCUGGAAAAAAACAAACAUUUAAAUUUGUAUUAUAUCUUAAGGAGGAUAUACUAACACUUAAAUGGAAAGUAGAUGAAGAGAAACCUGCUACUUCACUAAAACCUGAAGAAAAUACAGUAGAUAUAAGAUUAUACAAGUUACCAAAAUUAGAUCAACCAAUAACCUCAAUACAAGUACAUACUCUAGCCAUAGAAGGAAAUUCUUAUUUAAUGGAAAGUAAAGAUUAUAGCUUAGGAAAUAAUAUUCCUGAAAAAUGUGACGCAAUAGCUUCAGAUUGUUUCUUGAGUGGAAAUAUUAAUAUAGAAAAAUGUUUAAAAUGUACCUUGAAAGUAAAAAAGGCAGAAGCUUCUGAUGAAUGUUACAAGUAUGUCUCAAAAGAUGAACCCAAAGAAACAAAACCAGCUCAGCCAGCAAGUGAAGUAAACCAAGUAAAAGCUGCAUCAGAAGAUUAUUCAGAUGAUAAAGAAUAUGAACUUUCUCAGUCCAUUAACAACAUAUUAAACAAAAUGUACAAAAAACAAAGCAGUGAUGAAAAAAAUAAUAAAAAGGAAUUAAUUAAAUUAGAAGAUGCAGAUGAUAGCUUACAAGAAGAAUUAAAUAAAUAUUGUAAUUCAUUAAAAGAAGUAGAUGUUAAUGGUGUAUUAUCAAAUAAUGAAGUAGGUAAUGAAAAAGAUGUAUUCAAUAAUUUAACAAUAUUAUUAAAAGAACAUAUGGAAGAAAAUGAACAUGAUGUUUUUGAAAAACUUAAAAACUCAGCAUUAUGCUUAAAAAAUAUAAAUGACUGGUUAAAAAAUAAGACAGGAUUAAUUCUACCACCAGUAAAAAAUAAUUUAAAAGGUACUAAUGAAAAAAAAGAAUCAAAUAAUAAUACUGAAGUCAAUGAAGAUAUGUUUAAAGAAAAUGAACAUGGAAUUGUUGAUUUAACAAAAUUUCCUAUAGAUACAAAUUAUUUAUCUUAUAAACACAUAGACUAUUCAUACUGUAAUAAUGAUUAUUGUAACUGGUCAAAAGAUAAAAAUAGUUGUAUAUCACAUAUAGGUGUAGAAGAUCAAAAAAAUUGUGCUUUAUCUUGGGCAUUUGCAUCUAAAUAUCAUUUAGAAACUAUUAAAUGUAUGAAAGGAUAUGAACAUACUCCAAUUUCUUCAUUAUAUAUAGCAAAUUGUAGUAAAAAUGAAAAUGAAGAUGUAUGUACUGAAGGUUCGAACCCAUUAAAAGUUUUACAAAUGAUUGAAGAAAAAGGAUUCUUACCAACAGAAGUAGAUUAUUCAUAUGAACAAAGUAAAGUUGGUGAAACAUGCCCAGAAGUACAAAAUGGAUGGGUCAAUUUAUGGGGUAAUGCAAAAUUAUUAGAACAAAAUAAUGAUGAACAAAAUAAUGAUGAACAAAAUUCUUUAGGUACUAAAGGAUAUACUUCAUAUGAAAGUGAAACAUUUAAGAAAGACAUGCAUUCAUUUGUUAAAUUAAUAAAAGAUGAAAUAAUGAACAAAGGUUCAGUUAUUGCUUAUGUAAAAGCUGACAAAUUAAUGGGAUAUGGAUUUAAUGGAAAGAAAGUUCAAAACUUAUGUGGUGAUAAAACACCUGAUCAUGCAGUAAAUAUUAUUGGUUAUGGUAAUUAUAUAAAUGAUGAAGGUCACAAAAAAUCCUAUUGGAUUGUAAGAAAUAGUUGGGGUAAAUAUUGGGGAGACAAAGGUCAAUUCAAAGUUGAUAUGUACGGACCAUCAGAUUGUGAAGAUAAUUUCAUUCACAGUGUAGUAGUAUUUAAUGUUGAUUUACCUGUAAAUGAAGAAUCUGUUAAAAAAGAACCUAAAAUAUAUAACUAUUAUUUAAAAGCUUCUCCAGAUUUUUAUCAUAACUUAUAUUUCAAAAAUUUUGAUUCACAAAAGGGUAAAGUUGAUGAAGCUGAAAAUAAAAAUUCAUAUGUAUAUGGACAAG
Messenger RNA from Plasmodium gaboni, 2521 nucleotides. RefSeq names its product serine repeat antigen 3. The annotation marks the transcript as partial. Lineage: Eukaryota; Apicomplexa; Aconoidasida; Haemosporida; Plasmodiidae. Gene Ontology annotation, molecular function: cysteine-type endopeptidase activity. The transcript has 4 exons. The record is from RefSeq and is a predicted model, not a curated record. Gene Ontology annotation, cellular component: lysosome.